AUAAGAGCAGAUAAAAGUCGUUGUCAUGUGCGAGCAUUCGAGUGACAACGUCAGCUCGGUUGGAAUCUUUGGCACUCGCGGUGAAUUCUUGGCACGUGGAGUUACGGUGGAAUCGUGUGGCUAAUCCGCUGAUCGUGGCAGCGACUCGGCUGCUGUGGCGAUGGUGGUGGUGGCGGUUGUGGUCGCAGUGGUAUGAGUGCUUGAUUUUGGGAAAUUAAUGUCGCACGACGUUGGGAGGAGGGAGAGACCGCCGAAGAGAAAUCGAGCGAGGCCGGGGAGAAGGUGAAAGUGAACCUCUGCACCUCCGCGGCCGUGGCGGAGGACGGUGUAUAACCUAAAAAUAAAAUAUCUCUCUCUCUCUCUCUUUCUCUCCCACUCGCUCGCUCGUCACGUCUACGUCCGACGUCCAUCCGCAGCGUCCGCUGCCGUGCGUGGUCGCGCGCGCAGUAACGUCUUGCGUAUCGCUCGUGGACCGUCGUGCGCGGCCCGCCGUAACCCUGUCGCGAAAUCGCCCCGUCGUGGUAUUCGGAGUGUCCGCUCGUCGUACCCGCGUACACCAGCAUCUGUCACGCGCUGCUCCUGGGACAAGUACGCGUCGACAUGAGCGCGCCGAGACGGCCGCGGAGGUGCUCGCUGGGGGACGAAUGACUUCGCGGAAAAGCCGCCGGCAACGUAUGAAGAAUAUGGACACCACGAGCAACGAAUCGGCGGGGGAACAGGCCUUCCCCGACAGCACAGUGCCGCGGAAGUCCUGGUCCGAGCUCCGCGCCGUCGUCAGCGAUCUCAGGAGAAAACUGUCGGGGGUGUCGGCUGGAUCUGUGCCGAGUUCCAUAACUUUCCGAUCGCUCCCAGACGGCCGGACUAGAAUCUAUUUUCUUAGCACACCGAGUAAUGGUUGGGAGACCACUCUUCUGUACGUGGACAUUGCACACGCAGAUCAUGCCAAUGGCUACCGAUUGCAUUGGCAACCUGUCAUAGAAGCGAAUUUCCAAAGUGUAUCAAGUGUGAACAGACUGUCGAAGGAGGAACAAUUGUUGUGGGAAAGAAAAAGACUUGCUACGUGGGGUAUAACUAGUUACGAGAUUCAUGCGGAAAGUGGAAAAUUAGUCUUUCCAGCUGCUAGCAGCCUUUAUCAAUGUGUGGAUACUGGAUUUAUGCCUGGACCUCUUUUUCCAUCUGAAAUCAGGAUGUCGACGACCGGUGCGAAACUAUGUCCUCAGAUCUGUCCCUGGAAUAAUGCUUUGAUCGCUCAUACAUGUUCGGGAGAUCUGUAUCUGUCUCAUAGUAUCACGGGUUCUUCAGUUCGGUUAACUCAUGCUAGGAAAGGAGGCAGGAGUCUCGUGGAUGAUCCACUCACCGCCGGCACCCCUUCCUACGUCAUGCAGGAGGAAUUUACAAGGUAUAUUGGCUACUGGUGGCAGCCGAAGUCCAUGUUUGAUGGAAUCUAUAGGAUAGUGUAUGAAGAAGUAGAUGAGAGCGAUGUUAAGAUAUAUUGUUUCCCCUCGUCAAAUUCCGAUGAAGUAGAUGAAUUUAGAUUUCCUAGAGCCGGUAUGCCCAAUGCUAGGAGUAACUUGAAAAUGGUGCAGUUUCGUCUAACAGAAUCAUUACACAUUGUCGAUAUCGAAAUAUUGGAGCUCCAAUAUCCUCUUCACAUUAUGUUCCCAUGGAUGGAAUACAUGGUACGAGUUGGAUGGACUCCGGAUGCUCAAUACGUCUGGGUGCAACUACUGGACAGAAAACAACAGAAACUGGAAUUGGUCUUACUGUCGAUAGACAACUUUUGUGAACCACCGCCGAACACGUAUAAUACUGAAAAUCAUUUCACACCCACAUCAGCGAGCGUUCAAGUGAUAUACUCUGAACAGAGUCCGAUUUGGAUUAACGUGAACGACCUAUUAUACUUUUUAAAGUCCGACGACGCGAACGAAGUCAAAUUUAUCUGGGGGAGCGAGGAAUCCGAGUUUCGACACUUGUAUCUUAUAACAUCCAGUAUAGCAGGCUUAAGUAAUGGAGUGGAAGAACCUUUGGAUAGAAUGGACAGUAUAUUUCUUCGACCACGUAUUACUUCUAAGAUAGCUCUGACGCAGGGUGAUUAUGAAGUGCUAGGGAAGAAAAUAUGGGUUGACGAAGUCAAUUCCAUUGUUUAUUUCUGUGGAUUACGUGAAGGACCACUGGAGCAACACGUUUACGCGGUUUCGCUGCGACGGCCAUUAGAAAUACGGCUACUGACGCGGCCUGGCUAUAGUUACAAUAGUGUAUAUUUUAACAAAGAAUGUACAAUGCUCGUUACUGUUUAUAGUUCCAUUAAAACGCUGCCUACUUGUCAAGUAUUUAAAAUAUCACAAACCGAUUGGACAGUGGAGAGCAUAUCGCUCACACCCGUAGGCUAUCUCCUAGAACCAGCAGCGCCUGAAUCCGAGCUGUUCGCGCCGGAGAUCUUCAAGCAUAAAAUCAAGUCGGGGGAUACGGUCUACUCGAUGAUAUUUAAACCUCAUAAUUUCCAACCUGGAGUUAAAUAUCCUACAAUAUUGAAUAUUUACGGAGGACCCGAAGUACAACUUGUAUCAAACACAUUUAAAGGUUUAAGACAUUUACGAAUGCACAUGUUAGCUGCUCAAGGCUAUUGCGUCAUUUUAAUAGACUCUCGCGGAUCGCAGCAUAGAGGUCUCAUAUUCGAGAGCCAUUUGCGACGUAGGAUGGGAACAGUAGAGCUGAACGAUCAAGUCGAAGUAUUGAGAUGGCUGGCAGAGGCUACUGGAUACAUAGAUCUAAAUCGAGUAGCUCUUCAUGGUUGGUCUUAUGGUGGAUACUUAAGUUUAAUGGGUUUGAUACAGUAUCCCGAUGUAUUCAAGUUAGCCAUUGCUGGUGCUCCAGUUACCUCGUGGAACUUUUACGAUACUGGAUAUACUGAGCGCUAUAUGGACUUGCCACAGAACAAUUCUCAUGGUUAUAUGGCCGGAUCGGUCCUAACAUAUGUAAACAAGUUUCCCGACGAAGAAAAUCGUUUGUUGAUUAUUCACGGUCUCAUAGACGAGAAUGUACAUUUCUAUCACACUAGCCAAUUGAUUAAUGCCCUUGUGAAAAUUGGUAAACCGUAUCAGUUGCAAGUGUACCCUAAUGAGAGGCAUAGUCUGAGAAGCUUGGAUGCCAGCAAACAUUACGAAACGACCUUAUUAUCCUUCUUACAGAAUCAUUUAUGAAGUGACAUUUUGUUUCCUUUUAUUUUCGUUUUUUUUUUUUCGUAUUGUUAAAUAGUUCAAUAAUAAUCGUUCCUCCAAGUAAGAAUUUGCAAUUUUAAGUAACUGCCAUUAUAAUUUAUGUACACACUUAAACAUAAAACUAAAAAAAAAAAAGAAAUAUCUUCAGAGGUGGCAAAAUAUGUCAACUAGUUUCUGUAUAAAAGUGUGCCUCUAUAGGACUUUUAAGAUAGUAUUACAUUUUUUUUUAUGUAAAGUAUCUGCAACAGCACAGUGUGAAUAUUGUCAUUAAUUAUCAAGGACGAACUUCUAGCAAGGAAUUUAUAAUAUACAACUUUCAAAAAAGUAUAUAUAUUGAAUAUACGAUUUUCAAUGCCUCUGUCAAGAUGCCACAAAACGCGCAAUAAGUACAUUCAAAGUUUUCUUAAUCAGCUAUUGUCAAAGCUUACAAAAUAUUACAGUGAUAAUAUCGGUUAACUGUGACUAUUUUCUAAGAGAAUAGACAAUACUCAAUUUACUGACAAUAGUUAAUCAGGAAGACUAACUCCAGUCCAGAAGCGUUUGUAUUUCGCAGUCGUUUCGCAAUAUAAUAUUGAACUGUUAGCCAUUAACAUACCAACUGUGACCAUGUACAUAUAUGAUACGCGACCUCGACACAUGUAUCCCUUUUAUCUUUCUACGAAAUGAAAAUCCGCGUUUCUGCGAGAAAAGUAUUUGCGUUUUUCAGUGUAAUGAAAUAAUCGUAUAUCCGAUGGAUAAUUAUUUGUCAAUAAAUAAAUUCAUUAUUUUA
Trachymyrmex septentrionalis is the source of this 3987-nucleotide messenger RNA. RefSeq names its product dipeptidyl peptidase 9. The coding region runs from base 645 to 3200 and encodes 851 amino acids. The record is from RefSeq and is a predicted model, not a curated record. The transcript is spliced from 10 exons. Lineage: Eukaryota; Metazoa; Arthropoda; Insecta; Hymenoptera; Formicidae. Gene Ontology annotation, molecular function: serine-type peptidase activity; dipeptidyl-peptidase activity. Gene Ontology annotation, biological process: proteolysis.